AUGAGGAGACUGGAGGACAAGGAAAAUAAAAACAAAACAACGCUGAACGCAGCUGCUUGCUGUAAGCCGAGAGUAAAAUUUGUUGUAAAUCUUCAUAAAUUUAUGUAAAAAUUUGAACUACCUUUGUUUUAUUUUUAUUUGUAUGCAUAGGCUUUUGCAACGAGCGUUUUCAACGCGAAUCGUACGUGUGUUGCUCUCUGCAACAUCUUCGUUUGGCUUAAAAAUGGUACGUUUCUUUCCAAAUCCGUAUGUAGAUAUUCAACCAGGGACGGAAUUUAAUGUGAAUAAAGAUGAUGUUAUUAAUUCUAUCGACGAACAUAUCGGCAUUAUAACAAAGAGACUGCAACCAUCACGUAGAAACGUCGACGGUGGAUUAUAUGUUGGAGUUACCGGCAUCUCAUUUAUGUUUUAUUAUCUAUCCAAAAACCCAUUACUGUCUGAUAAAAAAGCGCAUUUUAUUGAGAAAAGCCAAGAUUAUUUGAAUCCAGCACUGGAAACAUCAGCUGGCUAUAAAACCUCGUUUUUACUUGGCGACGCCGGUACUUACGCAUUGGCAACUGUUGUGAAAAAGGAAAUAGGAGACAAACAAUUUGUUGAAACACUUAAAAUGUAUCAAUCUCUUUACAAUUACUAUUUAAAUCCCAAAUUCCUCAAGUGUGGAGGGGAUGAGUUUUUUGUUGGCCGAGCUGGAUACUUGGCUGGUGCUUUGUGGUUGAGUCGCGAACUUCAAAUGGGGGUACUUUCUAAAGAACAACUUUACAAGUUAUGUGAUAUAAUGGUUGCAUCUGGAAGAGAUUAUGCUAGGAGCCACAGAAGCCCUUGUCCAUUGAUGUAUCACUAUUACAACACUGAGUACCUUGGGGCAGCACAUGGAAUAAGCUUUAUAUUGCAAAUGCUAUUGUCUGUUCCUGGUUAUCUUGAGCACAAUAAGUCAGCAGCACAAGAUAUAAGAGCCACAAUUGAUUUUAUGGUAGCUUUACAGACUCCAGAAGGAAACUGGCCAUGUUGUAUGGAAGAAGUUGAACUUUCUGACCAUAAGCUAGUUCAUUGGUGUCAUGGAGCUCCUGGCACAAUAUAUCUUGUUGCCAAGGCUUUUAUUACAUUUAAGGAUCAAAAAUAUCUUGAUUCAUGUAUUAAGGCAGGGGAAGUUGUCUGGCACAAGGGUCUGCUCAGGAAAGGCCCAGGUAUUUGUCAUGGAGUAGCUGGCAAUGGAUAUGUCUUUUUACUCCUCUAUAGACUGACAGGUGACCAGAAGUAUUUACAAAGAGCAAAAUUAUUUGCAGAGUUUAUGAAUAAGGAAGAAUUCCUGAGAGAUGCCAGAUUACCAGAUAACCCUGAAAGUUUAUAUGAGGGCACAGCAGGAACAGUGUGCUAUUUGUCAGAUUUAUUGCUUCCUGACAAAGCAGAAUUCCCUUUUCAAGAUAUAUUUUCUACUAAUGCGUUUUAAAAAUUCAUUGUGUUUUGUUAAAUUGUCCCUGUUAUCACAUUAUUGUUGUCCAUAUGCAAUGAGUUACUGACAGUAAUUACUUAAAACCAUGUAAUUUUAUUGUCACAAUUAUCUUUGUUAUUCUGAAAUAUAACAUUUUCUAGUCA
Messenger RNA from Colias croceus (clouded yellow), 1593 nucleotides. RefSeq names its product lanC-like protein 3. Gene Ontology annotation, cellular component: plasma membrane. The record is from RefSeq and is a predicted model, not a curated record. The coding region runs from base 143 to 1447 and encodes 434 amino acids. Gene Ontology annotation, biological process: carbohydrate metabolic process; peptide modification. Lineage: Eukaryota; Metazoa; Arthropoda; Insecta; Lepidoptera; Pieridae. The transcript has a single exon.